Messenger RNA from Canariomyces notabilis, 1920 nucleotides. RefSeq lists its product as uncharacterized. Bases 102 to 1754 code for a protein of 550 amino acids. Gene Ontology annotation, molecular function: ATP hydrolysis activity; ATP-dependent protein folding chaperone; ATP binding. The transcript is spliced from 5 exons. The record is from RefSeq and is a predicted model, not a curated record. Gene Ontology annotation, biological process: protein folding. Gene Ontology annotation, cellular component: chaperonin-containing T-complex. NCBI's taxonomy places the organism in Eukaryota, Fungi, Ascomycota, Sordariomycetes, Sordariales, Chaetomiaceae.
GCCUGUUUCGACGCCAAAGGAGCUUUGGUCUUGACGUGGAAGCUACAAUUCCCCCCCGCAACUACCACGCACCAUACAAGGCGAUUAGCAUCCAGUCCAAAAUGGCGUUGAAUCUCGAUCUCUCGAAUGCGGCGGUGAUGAAGGAUGAGCAGGGUCGUCCAUUCAUCGUUGUGAGGGACCAGGGCAAGAAGAAGCGGCAGUACGGCAACGAAGCCGUCAAGUCUCAUAUCCUCGCGGCCCGCACAGUUGCGAACAUCAUCAAGACCUCAUUAGGGCCGCGUGGCCUUGACAAGAUCCUCAUCUCUCCUGACGGCGAUAUCACGGUAACAAACGAUGGCGCGACUAUCCUGCAGCAGAUGGAGAUCACGAACCACGUCGCCAAGCUGCUGGUAGAGCUUUCCAAGUCACAAGACGACGAGAUUGGCGAUGGCACCACCGGUGUCGUUGUCCUGGCUGGCGCUUUGCUGGAGCAGGCCGCAGAGCUUAUCGACAAGGGCAUCCACCCCAUCAGGAUUGCAGACGGUUACGAUCAAGCUUGCGACAUUGCCGUUGCCGAGCUCGACAGGAUUUCCGACGUUAUUGAGUUUAGCAGGGAGGAGAAGGCAAACCUUGUCAAGGUGGCGAGGACAAGCUUGGGCAGCAAGAUCGUCUCCAAGGCGCACGAUCAGUUCGCCAACAUUGCUGUGGAUGCAGUGCUCUCCGUUGCAGACCUAGAGCGAAAAGACGUUGACUUUGAAUUAAUCAAGGUGGAUGGCAAGAUGGGCGGUGCCCUCGAGGACACGAUCCUUGUAAAAGGGGUCAUUAUAGACAAGGAUUUCUCGCACCCACAGAUGCCUUCCGAGGUGCGCGACGCAAAGAUCGCCAUUCUUACAUGCGCUUUCGAGCCCCCCAAACCCAAGACGAAGCAUAAGCUUGAGAUCAGCAGCGUGGAGGAGUUCAAGAAGCUGCAAACCUACGAGCGGGAGAAGUUUAUCGAAAUGAUUCAGCAAAUAAAGGACGCGGGCGCGAAUCUGGCCAUCUGCCAAUGGGGAUUCGAUGAUGAAGCCAACCACCUCCUCCUUCAGAACGACCUUCCUGCGGUAAGGUGGGUGGGCGGUCCGGAGAUCGAGCUGAUUGCCAUCGCCACCAACGGACGCAUCGUGCCACGCUUUGAGGACCUUAAGCCGGAGAAACUGGGUACCGCUGGUAUCGUGCGGGAGAUGACCUUUGGCACAACAAGAGAGAAGAUGCUCGUUAUCGAGGAAUGCGCCAACACGCGGGCAGUCACAAUUUUCGUCAGGGGAAGCAACAAGAUGAUUAUUGACGAGGCCAAGCGGUCGCUGCACGACGCCCUCUGCGUGGUCCGCAACCUGGUGCGCGACAACCGCGUGGUCUACGGAGGCGGCGCCGCCGAGAUUGCCUGCAGUCUCGCGGUCGAGGACGCGGCCGUCAAGACACCCGGCCUGGAGCAGUACGCGAUGCGCGCCUUUGCCGAGGCUCUCGACGCCAUACCCAUGGCGCUGGCCGAGAACAGCGGGUUGAGCCCCAUCGCCACGCUCGCCGAGGUCAAGAGCCAGCAGGUCAAGACGCCGGCUGGCCGCGGCCGCCUCGGGGUUGACUGUAUGGGCCGGGGGUCCAACGACAUGAAGGAGGCGUUUGUGAUUGACCCGCUUAUUGGCAAGAAGCAGCAGCUCAUGUUGGCGACACAGCUUUGCCGGAUGGUGCUCAAGGUGAAUAAUGUCAUUGUGUCCGGGUCGGGCGAGGAGGACUUCUGAGGAGGCAGUAAAAAUUAGAAAUGUUAGACCUCCUGGCAAGGGCAGCUUCUGAUAGACACCCGGAGGCAGUGAUACAUGCAUGAAUGUACGAAAUGAAGCGCACGCUAUGUGAAUUUCUCCCGUGGUAUCUCAACCUACAUCCUUGAACUGACUAACAGAUCAGUCA